AGUCCUUAUAUAAACUUCAUCUUCUUCGUCUUCUUCUUCCGCAAUCUUCACUUCUGCAUCCAUCGAAACCCUAACCCCACCAGUCUAUCAAUCCCUCUCCAUUCACAUCCAUAUAUCUUCCCUUUAUCGCUCGAAAUCUUCAUCUUCAUAUGCGAUCUCGUGUUCCUGCAAUCGGAUGCGGCUUUUACUAGUCUUCUUUCUCUCAUCCGAACGAUAAAUCUACAGAUCUUAUCAGGAACGCGUAGAGCUUAUAAAAAAAGUGGAGAAAACAAAUUUGUAUUGCCGAAUCUUAAGCUACAUAGAUAGAAUUUCAGUGGUCCAGUGAUCGUUUUGAAACAUAAAAAGGAAGAAAUCUUAUUCCUCUCCGAUUAUCUGUGUUGGAUUUUGACGAAAGUUUGAUAUAUAUAUUUUUUGUGUUUGAUAUUGUUUAUAUCGGUUACUGCUUGUGUUGUUGAAUCUGAAAGUGCGGACUGCGAUUUCAGAAUCUGCAAUUUCAUCGUGCUUUUUUAGCUUGUGUUUUUUGAGCGAGCGCGAGUUCUGAGAAUUUUCAUAGGAUAUGGUGGGAGGUAAGAUCAAGAAGGAGGAGGGGUCGUUUGUGAUGAGCAAUUCCAAUGUUUUUGCUGCGCUUGAUAGUUUGAAGAAGAAGAAGAAGUCUGAUAAAGAGAAGGGAUCUUCCAAGAAGAAGCAUACGGUCGAGGUUGUCAAGGAGCCUCCUGUGAUCUGGUCUCCAGCUCCAUUGAAGGUGAAAUCGUGGGCUGAUGUUGAAGAUGAAGAUGAUGAUGAUUACUAUGCUACCACUGCCCCUCCUCAAUCUUUGUGGGGCCUUAACCAACCUAAUGCAAAGAAACCUGAACCUGUGGAGGAAAGUGAGAGUGAUGAAGAUCUACUUGGUGAAGUUGAUGAUGAUGGUGAGGAUGAGCAUGAACAUGAACAUGAACACAAAGCUGAUGUCUCUCAGCAUUCUGAGCCUAUCCAGAGCAAGGCUGCAGUGACUUCACAAGCACCCAAGGAAGCAGAGCGACAGCUUUCAAAGAAGGAGAUACGGAAGAAGGAACUUGCCGAACUGGAAGCUCUUUUGGCUGAUUUUGGUGUUGCACAGGGUGACAAGGUUGCAGGGGAAACAUCUGAUGCUGCACAGGAGAAGAUAGAGGCGCAACAGCAAGAAGAGGAGUCGGAAAAGAAGAAUGGCGGACCCGGAGAAUCUAAGGCUGCAAAGAAGAAGAAAAAGAAGGAUAAAUCAGCAAAGGAAUCACAGGAACAGAAGCAACCAGACAAAAGCUUGGACUCAGAGGUGAUCAAUGGAGGUGGGACCGAGCAGCCAGCCGAAGAAUCAUCAUCAGCAUCAUCAUCAGUUGUAAAUUUGGAGAGACUGAAGAAGGUUGCUUCUACAAAGAAGAAGAAGUCGAACGCCACAGAUGCCGCUGCAAAAGCUGCUGCCAUGGAGGCUGCCGCCAGGAAUGCAAAGCUUGCUGCAGCUAAGAAGAAGGAGAAGAACCAUUACAACCAGCAGCCGACUCGGUAAGAAGACAAAAAAAAAAUGAAUACGAGGUUUUAAUCACCAAGCCAUAGCGAUGAAAGUUAUCGGUUCUCUGGAUGCAGUAAGUAGGGAUUGGUAAUUUUUUUCAUCCUUUUGCGGACUAUGCAAUAAAAUGGGGAGUUGAAGGCUUUGAGAGGUUUUAUUUUUUGGUUGACAGUUUAGAUCUAGAAAUCUAAAGAACUCUUUCUUUUCUUGCCAGACAAUUCUUUUUUGUUUUGUUUAAAUGGAAGUGAUACUUGAUGUGUAUCAUAAUAGCACUUUCUUCUAUCUUCUACGAGUAAUAUUUAUAAAUUCCAUGUCAAUUU
Cuscuta campestris is the source of this 1842-nucleotide messenger RNA. The record is from the annotation of a GenBank genome assembly. Lineage: Eukaryota; Viridiplantae; Streptophyta; Magnoliopsida; Solanales; Convolvulaceae.